GCAACACUAUCGACAGUGAUGUUAAUUAAUCACUUUUACUGUUUACUUUUUUAAUUAAAACUGCGUUAAUUAAAUUAACCACUACGGCAGUUCUUAGCCCACUGCGACGCGCAAACGAAGCCCCGCCAGUCGUUGCGCCGACAAGAAGGAAAACCAGCCGAGGGAAAAUCACCAGCCACCAGGAAGUUGCCAGCAGAACCCUCGAAUAGAAAAACCCAUUUGGCGAAGACAACAACAGUAAUUUGGGUGUGUGUGUGGAGUGCAUAGUUAAAUUAGUGAAUAAUUUACAGUAAGGCCUUCGCCUUCGCCUGGGGGAGCAACAACAAAGCCUCACGUUCACUUACUCCCACACACACACACGCACACCAACACCACGCAUACACACACAGGCCAACCGAGAUAACCUGUGUGUGAGGCAAUCGCCGUCAUCGCCCGAAAUCAAAUCACCAGCCACCAGCAGCAGCUGCAGCAUAUUUAACAAUUAUACACAAAACGAGAUUCAAAUAUGGGACUGUUAUUAUCGCGGCUGUGGCGGAUGUUUGGCAACGAGGAGCACAAGCUGGUGAUGGUGGGCCUGGACAACGCGGGCAAGACGACCAUCCUGUACCAGUUCCUGAUGAACGAGGUCGUCCACACGAGUCCCACGAUCGGUUCCAAUGUGGAGGAGGUCGUUUGGCGGAAUAUCCACUUCCUGGUCUGGGACUUGGGCGGCCAGCAGAGCCUCCGUGCCGCCUGGAGCACGUACUACACGAACACAGAGCUGGUGAUCAUGGUCAUCGACUCCACGGAUCGUGAAAGGUUGGCUGUCACGCGGGAGGAGCUCUACCGGAUGCUGCAGCACGAGGAUCUGAGCAAGGCCAGUCUGCUGGUCUAUGCCAACAAGCAGGACCUCAAGGGCUCCAUGUCGGCGGCGGAGAUAUCGCGGCAACUGGACCUCACCUCCAUCAAGAAGCACCAGUGGCACAUCCAGGCCUGCUGUGCGCUCACCGGCGAAGGACUCUAUCAGGGAUUGGAGUGGAUCGUGCAGCGCAUCAAGAACAAAUGACCCGCCACACACGCUACAUACUAGCUAAUUAUUCAUUAACGACUAGCUGUCUAGAGAAAGUAAACCAAUUUUGAUAUAAACAAUUUGUAAGCGUUUCCAAAUUGUUUGAAAAGUUGUUGCCAAGCCAAUUUUAUUUAGUGUAAAAUACGUCUGAACAGGAGACCCUCAAUGAUUUAAAUCUACGUGUAUAUGGAUAAUGUCUAGGAGCUAAGCCAAUUAACGAUACUUCCAAUAAAAUUACAAAAUAAACGAGUUUA
Drosophila subpulchrella is the source of this 1302-nucleotide messenger RNA. It is a transcript of the gene Arl5, whose product is annotated as ADP-ribosylation factor-like protein 5A. Gene Ontology annotation, cellular component: trans-Golgi network; cytoplasm. The transcript has a single exon. The record is from RefSeq and is a predicted model, not a curated record. Lineage: Eukaryota; Metazoa; Arthropoda; Insecta; Diptera; Drosophilidae. Bases 506 to 1045 code for a protein of 179 amino acids. Gene Ontology annotation, biological process: protein localization to Golgi membrane; vesicle-mediated transport; intracellular protein transport. Gene Ontology annotation, molecular function: GTPase activity; GTP binding.